GCUCCUUCUCCAUACAAAACCCUCACCCUCCCCUCCCACGUAUUGCCGCGUCCCCGCCUGAGGGAGAUUUAAAAAAUAACUGAAACCGACGCCUGCCCAGCCUUCUGAGAUGUCCUUGAGCCAGUCCUUGAGAUUACCUUGUUAUAUGGUUUGGAAAAUCAGCUGAGUUGAAAAAGGUCACUUGAAAGUGUUGUGAUUUGAAACAAUGGAUGAGCAAUCUCAAGGCAUGCCAGGCCCUCCUGUUCCUCAAUUUCAGCCACAGAAAGCCUUACGACCCGACAUGGGCUACAAUACUUUAGCAAACUUCCGAAUAGAAAAGAAGAUUGGCCGUGGACAGUUUAGUGAAGUUUACAGAGCCACAUGUUUGUUGGACGGUGUGCCAGUAGCUUUAAAAAAAGUGCAGAUAUUUGAUUUAAUGGAUGCCAAAGCCCGUGCUGAUUGCAUCAAAGAAAUAGAUCUUCUUAAGCAAUUGAAUCAUCCAAAUGUAAUCAAAUACUAUGCAUCAUUUAUUGAAGACAAUGAACUAAAUAUUGUACUGGAAUUAGCAGAUGCUGGAGACCUAUCUAGAAUGAUCAAGCAUUUCAAGAAGCAGAAGAGACUGAUUCCUGAAAGGACAGUUUGGAAGUACUUUGUUCAGCUCUGCAGUGCCUUGGAGCACAUGCAUUCACGGCGCGUCAUGCAUCGAGAUAUCAAGCCAGCAAAUGUAUUCAUUACAGCUACAGGAGUAGUAAAACUUGGUGAUCUUGGAUUGGGAAGGUUUUUCAGCUCUAAAACCACGGCUGCUCAUUCUUUAGUGGGAACACCUUAUUACAUGUCUCCAGAGAGAAUCCAUGAAAAUGGGUACAACUUCAAAUCAGACAUUUGGUCUCUAGGAUGUCUCUUGUAUGAGAUGGCUGCACUGCAGAGUCCAUUCUAUGGUGACAAAAUGAACCUGUAUUCCUUAUGUAAAAAGAUUGAACAAUGUGACUAUCCACCUCUUCCAUCAGAUCACUACUCAGAAGAGCUGCGACAAUUAGUUAAUAUGUGCAUCAACCCAGAUCCAGAGAAGCGACCGGACAUCACCUAUGUUUAUGAUGUAGCAAAACGUAUGCAUGCACAUACCGCCACCAGCUAAGAGACUUGGCAGCUUAUGAAGAGAAAGGAAAAAACAACAAACCCACCGGAAUCAUUCAAGUAUUGUUGUGCAAAACCUCUUCCACCUUUUCUCCCAUUUGUCUGCGUCACCUAAAGUUUAGUUACAUGCAAUGAGAAUGUUUAGCAGUUUUGUCACAGAGUUAAUAACCUAAAAUGAAGUAAUUUUUUUUUAUAAAAAUGUUUUAAUGGAAAACAUGGAACAGUUCUAAACAUGACAGAAUAAGAAAAUCGGCAAUCCUUUCUGACUUCUGAAAGCUGCAAUUUCACACAUACUUCUACAUAAAGAGCAAUGAUUUUACAUGAGAAUAAUAUUUUGCUCUACGUAUCAGUUGCGGUUUUGCAUAUGAGCACAACAGUGGACUCCUUAAAGGAAUACUGUUGAAACUGCUCCUCUGUUGUUUUCAGUAAUGUGUGGAAGUGAUGAAUCAGCACAAAUUGGUGAAUUUAUUGUUCAUUAGUGAAUAUAUUGUUCCUUUUCCCUAGAGGCAAUUAAUUAAUUAAUAGGAUUUUAUUUUAUUUUUUAAAAAAGGAAUUUUCCCGUUUACGGUUUUCCUCAUCAAGCUAAAUGUAGAUGGAAACCAUUUUAUUUGCUGUUGAGCUUUGAUGCAGCUGCUGAAUGUGAAAAAGAAUUGGUUUUAUUUUUCCUCAGAAAUUGUCCAACACUGAAAAAAGAAUAAAUCUGGUCAGCUGUUGUUGUUUUUAAAAUCCUUGUACAGUACCUUAACCCCUGCUCCUAAAACUUGAUAUCAUGUAUUUGUAUUAUGCUGUGCCUUGCUGCUCCAAGCCUCUGGGCGAACAGAAAAGAGUGGUGUAUUUGUACAGGGCCUGGGAUUCUGAAAGCAUCACUGCCACAAUCUGUAGGUCUCAAGAUGGCGCUCCACAAAGUUAAGCAUUUCCAAAUCCCUUUUCAUUCAGUGGUCGAUUCCUAAGCACGUCAUAUCAGUGACAAAGUGCCUAAUCUGGGCUGAAUUUAUCCAGAUAAUCUUUCAUGCUAUAUAUUGACUUAGUUUUAAGGGCUAGUUCAGCUUUUCCCAGGCUAGUGCCCGCUUAAUGUUUUGGGGGACAAGUCCCAUCAGCCAACAAGGUAAUCCAGGCUGAGACAGAUGAAAGGUGUAGUCCAAAAUAUGCAGAUAUUGCCAGACUGGGGAAGGCUGGGCUAGUUUACACCCAGCAACAUUCAGUAUAAGGUACACAUUAUAUAAAAUGGCCAAAUGCUUGGAAUGUCCUAAGUAUGGCAUCUUCUCAUUGCGCUGAUGCUCCCAGCGUGAAUCAGAGGACUCUUUUCUUUUCCUUUUUACACCACUGCAAACCAGCAACAGGAAUGGGUUUUGGCUGCCUAGAGUCGAAGCUUCAAAGGAUAUAGGCAAUCUUUGUGGCAGCCAGUCAUUGAUAUGAAUUGUCCGUUACAAUGCAGACAUCUGCUUCCUAAAUAAUUUAUGUGUCUUAGAAGGGUAUUUUGUUCCCCGAAAACGUUCACUUGAGAUUUUAAAAAGAGAGUUUUCUUCUUUUCUUUCUUUCUUUCUUUUUUUGCAUUAGCUUAUAUUCCAAAGCGAAAUUCAUAAUUAAUUGAAUAAACAUUCAAGGCCCUGAACGGGGUAUUUGUUGUGGAGCAUGGAAGUAUUAUGUUGUAGCUACAAGUGUUGUUUUACAUAGUCCUUUAAAAUCCUGACCGGACAGCCUGCAAAUCUAUGACGUGUCAAAGUAGGUUGUUACAGGAGUUGACAGGUAGAAUUUUAAUCCCACUGUGACACAUUUAUCUCUGAGAACAAACAAGAAGCCAUACAGUAUUUUUUUCUGCACAUUAAACCAACAAAUUUUACUAAUUCACCAUGCAGCCAUGUGCAGUUAGGCUCAUCAGCGGAAAACUAUGUAUAAUAAAGAAAAAUGUAAGUGCAACCUGCACUCCUCAGGAGGCAAUGCCUAACAGUGAAGCCAGGCAUGGUAUUUUGGAGAAUCUGAUAUGUGGCAGUCGCCUGACACGGAGCAGAGCCAAAGGCAGGUUUGGCUUUGGUAAUCAAAACUGCUGCCUUCCACCACUGGGCAAGAUGCAUCUGUGGGGAGACGUGGGUGCAGUGAGUAAGUGGCAACAGCAGCAAGCAGCCACGCCACGCCACGGCAUGGCCAGAUCUCCCUACUCCUGACCACGAAGCAAAACGGAAAGCUUUACUAACUCCCUUCAUGGGUUCCUGUGCACAGUUGGUGGGGUGCAUUUGGCUUGGUGGACACCAUUUAGGCAGGCCUAAUCCAGAGCUUUUUUAAUUGUUCGUGUCAUGCCACUUGAAUGUCCACAGCAAUAGUGGGAUCCACUGUGCACCCAGUCUCCUAGAUCGGGGUCCUAGCACAACAUGGGUUUGCAUGGAGCCAUGAUUGAGCAAGUUGAAAUCCUGCUGCCUUAGCCUACAAAAUUCAGAAGGUGAAUGCAAUAUGAACACUUCCGUUAGGAUGAUCUGUAAUACUUUUCUUUUUUCACCCUGAAUGAGGCUAAAAAUAGGUUUGCUAAAAAGAGCAUAGGACAACCUCUUGAUCCUCGUUGCCAAUUGCUACUAUGCAAAAGUAUUCCAGCCUUUCAUUAAGUCUGUUUCACCCCAUCUCCCUCCACCUACUUUUAGGUCAUUUUACAGGUCCGAUGGAGAAAGACUGCUAUGUUUAACAUAGUAAUAUGAUUUUCAUCAGGUGUUUUGCAUGUUUAGUCGGAUGUCGCACUGAAUUCUGUAGGUCUUACUCCCAAGUAAGUGGCACAAAUUGCAGCUUUGUAAAUUUCACAUGUGUACCUUUAUUACAAAAUGCAUGCUUUUGGGAAGCCAAAACCUGCUUCUAGAAGAAAAUAGUGUUGGCGAUAAUUAUGAAGCUUGCUAAGCUAAUAUGCCUACAGAAUAAAGGUGUUUAAAAAAUAAUAACAAUAAAAGAAAUACUUCCAGUGUUGAUAAUGUAAGAUGCAUUCUGUCGAAGGACCAAUUAAGUUGAUUUCAGAAGCCAGCAAAAAGAACGUUUCUGAUGAGAUGCUUGGUAAGCUUACGUCAUAUUAAGAAGGUCAGGUUGGGCACCGAUGCCAUUCAGGCACUCUACAAUGGCAAAACGAUUUGCUACGCCGCACAAAUUCAAUGUAAUGAAGAUAGCUCUGCCAAUAGAUCGCUUGAGCAGCCUGUUCAUAAUCUCUUCUGCUUGCCAGGGCUUCUAGGACUUGGAAGCAACCAAAGGGUAAAUAUGAGAAUCCCACUUAACAAGUUGCAGUAAAAGCUAGGGAAGAAAAAGACCUAUUCAUAAGUCCCUAGAAGUGGCAUGCCUUCUCUUGCACUGUUCUGGUAACACUGGAAGGAUGACAUUAUAUAUUUCAGGUUGGCAAGGUGGAAACUUCCCAUGUUGGUAUCGCCAGCCACAAGCAGAAGCAUGUCUUCCUUUAAAUGCUACUGGAGCAGUCAAAACUGAUGAACAAGCUACAGUUCACACUUUGGUUUUCCCUCCAUCUGUGCAAUAUCUCAUCUUGCUCUCAUUAGCUCCCUUCAUAGUUGAUAGUGGAAAGGAGAUGAAGUUAUGUGACUUCGCUUCUACAAAACCUGGUGCUUGUUAAUGUGUGUAGAAGAUAGUGGCAGGGCGGAUGGAUGGCUUGGCAGUCUGCCGAAUCAUCUUACCCUGUUUGCCUGGUUCCUUGCCAGGUAUCAGAAAGUGGAAGGGUUGAGGAAAAGAGUCGAAAGAAAGCUAGCCGCAGACAGUAUAGGUUCAGGUGCAGCAGAGGUGGAAUUAUUUUCACUGGAACUUCAUUCUAUCCAAGCUCAAUUCUAAUCAAAGGCCAGUCUACGCUUCCUGAUAAGAGUAAAAUAGAACUUACUCGGUGUCACCUAGGGCUAAUCUUUCUGACAGUGUAUACUUAUAUAUAACGAGUUAAUAAAUGCCUUAACUUUAUUUUCAGCACUCAUGGAAAAUAGACAUUUGUGUAGAUGACUCUUUUGAAAUGAAUGUAUUAAUCAAUAACCAAAACAUGUAUAAUUUUCUGCUGCCUUAUACUCAGUUGUACUGUAAUAUUCCAAAUAAUAUUUGUUGUGCUUUCUGCACCCACUCUCUGCACAAGGAAUUGUACUCUUUGUUUGGAAAUCUAUGUUGUACAAUAUCUUAAUAUAAAACGGCUACACAAAUAAAAUUGGAAAGUGAAACAA
Molecule: messenger RNA, 5285 nt
Organism: Podarcis raffonei (Aeolian wall lizard)
Lineage: Eukaryota; Metazoa; Chordata; Lepidosauria; Squamata; Lacertidae
Gene: NEK7
Product: NIMA related kinase 7
Exons: 11
Coding region: 206-1114 (302 amino acids)
Biological process (GO): protein phosphorylation
Molecular function (GO): protein kinase activity; ATP binding
Source: RefSeq, a predicted model, not a curated record